AGAGAGAGAGAGAGAGAGAGGAUGGAUCGAGACUGGGGAUCGAAGCCGGGGAGCGGAGGCGCCGCCACUGCCCAGAAUGAGGCCAUCGACCGCCGGGAACGUCUCCGGCGGCUCGCCCUCGAGACCAUCGACCUCGCCAAGGAUCCCUACUUCAUGCGAAAUCAUCUUGGCAGCUAUGAGUGCAAGCUAUGCCUGACGUUGCACAACAACGAGGGGAACUACCUUGCUCACACUCAGGGGAAGCGCCAUCAGACGAACCUCGCUAAGCGCGCCGCGCGCGAGGCCAAGGACUCCCCCGCCCAGCCCCAGCCUCACAAACGCAAGGUCUCACUUCGCAAGACUGUUAAAAUUGGCAGACCUGGAUAUAGAGUAACAAAGCAAUUUGAUCCAGAGACAAAGCAGCGGUCUCUUCUUUUUCAGAUUGAGUAUCCUGAGAUAGACGAUAAUGCUAGGCCCAGGCACCGUUUCAUGUCAUCUUUUGAGCAGAGGAUUCAAGCCUGUGAUAAGAGAUACCAGUAUCUUCUGUUUGCUGCUGAUCCUUAUGAGAUCAUCGGCUUCAAGGUUCCUAGCACAGAAGUAGACAAAUCUACCCCAUUGUUCUCACAUUGGGACCCUGAUCUUAAAAUGUUUACGCUGCAACUGCAUUUCAAAACCAAACCACCAGAAGGUAGCAAGCCUCCACCAGCACCUGCGCCAGGCACCAACGGCACAACAGUUCCCGGUGCACCACCAAGGCCAUUGCCACCUCCGCCUCAAGCACCUCCUCCACCUCCACCACCAUUGCAAGCACUCCCGCCAUCAGGUCCUGGCAUGAACGCCCCUCGGCCCCCUCCUAUGAUGCCACCACCACCUCCAAUUGGGGGAUCACAACCACUGCCACCACCACCAUCAAAUGGUCCACCCCGACCAAUCACUGGUCCAAUACCACCACCGGUUGGUGGUGGUGCCAUGGCGAACUUCACACCUGCUGUCCAGAUGGGGAGGCCACCGAUGCAGGGUUUUCCAGGCCAGCAGGGUGUUCGGCCACCACCUCCACCACCUAACAUGGGUCAGCAGAUUCCUAGACCACCUAUGUCUUAGAACGUUAUAAUCCUUCUGUACUGUUGAGCUGCUUGAGCAGAGUGGAUUCAUGAAAGAUAGUUGAACAUAUCAAUUAUCUUUGCUUUACUUUUUCCUUAUAAAUGUUUGUAGAACUACAAUUGGGAAAAAUGUUUAUUGAUAAUAUUGAUAGAUCCGGCUGUAUUCAUUGUUCUA
Molecule: messenger RNA, 1254 nt
Organism: Dioscorea cayenensis subsp. rotundata (Guinea yam)
Lineage: Eukaryota; Viridiplantae; Streptophyta; Magnoliopsida; Dioscoreales; Dioscoreaceae
Product: splicing factor 3A subunit 2
Exons: 7
Coding region: 22-1080 (352 amino acids)
Biological process (GO): spliceosomal complex assembly
Cellular component (GO): U2-type prespliceosome; nucleus; catalytic step 2 spliceosome
Molecular function (GO): nucleic acid binding; zinc ion binding
Source: RefSeq, a predicted model, not a curated record